Messenger RNA from Mytilus californianus (California mussel), 3587 nucleotides. RefSeq lists its product as uncharacterized. NCBI's taxonomy places the organism in Eukaryota, Metazoa, Mollusca, Bivalvia, Mytilida, Mytilidae. Bases 271 to 2292 code for a protein of 673 amino acids. The record is from RefSeq and is a predicted model, not a curated record. The transcript is spliced from 14 exons.
UACCCGUCUUCUGGUGAAAUUGCAAAUGUAAAGGCAUGUGUAGGAAAUUAUAAUGGAGGAUGUUGUACUAGUUCUUAUGACAUCCAGGUUAAAAACUGUGACGAUUUUUACAUAUACAACUUGAAACCUACUAGUGGAUGCUACCACGCAUACUGUUUCGGUACUGAGGUGAAAUGUCCAGUGGGAGAAACUUCGGAUAAUGGAGGGUUUACACCAGGAUGUGAAUUCGACCCAUGUCAUAACAGUAACUACGGGAUACUCGUAGGGGAAAUGAAACGGUCAUCGAACUAUACACUACAGACGAGUGACGUAGCGAUAGAGGACAGUCGAUUAACAACAGGAUGGUACAGAAUUGAUAGUGUGACGGGAAAUGACAUAGUCAAUGAAAGCGUUGGUAUGAUGCAGUGUGGAACUUUAUAUCCGCUUUGGAUGGAAGGAACCCUACCAGAUGUUUCUGACAAAACCGUUGACAGAAAAGUAUGUCAAUCAGGAUUACACAGCAAAUGUGAUCAGAAGUAUGAUAUUAAAGUUAGAAAUUGUGGUAACUACAGGACCUAUUAUUUGACACAGUUGAAUGUUGAUAAAUCGGCCUACUGCUUUGGUACAUUCCCUGAUCCUGAUCCUACAACCACCACACGAAGACCACCACCAGGAGACCACAAUUCAUCAAAAGAUGAUGAGAAUGACAAAGAUGACAAGCCCUACAUAUGGGUCAUUGUUGCUUUGCUUGCAGUACUUUCCACAAUAUUGCAGGCUAUACUUCUUGUAAAUGAAUCAAACUCGCUUAUAUUUGCAUUUACAGGUGAUCCAUGUAUGAAUUAUAAAGUUUUAGAUUCAUUGGAUGAAUCCAGACGAUCUGCUGCAAAAAGUUCCGGACAUUUAUGUGAUAAUACGCUGGAGUCAGGAUGGUACAGAAUUAUCAGCAACGCAGGCGAAAGAAUGCCAACAGAAUGUAUAGUUGGCGGUUUCCGUUGUGGGACAAUUUCAUCUAUAUGGAUGAAUGGAUCCUACCCGGUAACAAAUGAGACAAGAUCAGUUACAGCAUGUGCCGCGAACUACAAUGGAAAUUGCUGUGCCUAUUCACAUCAGAUAAAAGUGAAAAAUUGCACCAAUUAUCUUGUCUACAGUUUGGUUCCUGUAACCCCAUGCUAUCAGGCUUAUUGCUUUGGGUCAGAGCUUCCCUGUCCGACCGGAGAAACGUCUGAUAAUGGUUUUAGUCCUGGAUGUGAACUGGACCCUUGUCAUAGUAGUAAUUAUGAUAUACUGAAAGGUGAAUUGAAAAGAUCCUCCAAUUAUACGCUGACUGUAAAUGACGUUGCUAUAGAAGAUAGUCGACUCAGAACAGGAUGGUAUAGAAUAGAUAGUGUGACCGGAAAUGACAUUGUCAAUUACAGUGUUCCCAUGAUGCAGUGCGGCACUCUCUAUCCUCUCUGGAUGAAAGGAAGUAUACCAGACGAAAGAGAAAGAGAUAAAACUGUAAAUAGAAAAGUCUGCAGAUCAGGACUGACUGGUACCUGUGUACAAGAAUAUAAUAUAAAAGUACGAAACUGUGGCACGUACAGAACAUAUUAUCUGACACAAUUAAAUGUUGACAAAUCAGCAUACUGUUUCGGAAUGUUGCCAGUACCGAAACCAACAACAUUAACGACAACGACAACAACAAAACCAACGACAACAACAAAACCAACGACAACAACACCAAGAUCAACAACAACUACUACAGUAACAUCUACGAAGACAUCUACAAUGUUGGAAACAGCACGGGUAACCAGAGCAAAACCCAUUUCAUUCAUAUCUACGAAAACUUCAGGAGAGAUUUCUACUACUUCAUCACUGAUUAAAAAAACAACAUCACAUCUUCCUCAAAAAGAUGAAAAAGACGAAUCGUUUGACUUCCUUUCAAUAGUUGGAGCUCUGGUUGUACUUGUUUUUGUCCUGCUGAUUGUUAUAAUCGCAAUUUUUAUAUUGUUUAGACUGAAACCUCGCUGUCUGAAAGAUAUAAUGAGAUCAUCACCACCAACUUAUGAAGAUACGGUGAAGACUGACAAAAUGACUAAUCUAUAUACACAACUGGAAGAUACCAAUCAUUACUCUUGUAUAAAGGACAAUAAUUACAACGAAGGCUACGAGGAGAUUCCAUAUGACAAAAACCAGACUGUGCCGGAAAAUAAACUAUACUUUCAAAAUAUUGCUACAAUGGCAAUUUCAACUCAGAUCGUACAGGAAAAUAGGCUAUAUCUUCAAAAUCCUAUUACAGUGCCACUAGACAGUCCCGAAAAAUCGAAGAUUUGACAAUGAAUGUUAUAUGCAGUAUAACAUGUAUGAUUUUCUGUUUACAUAGAAUUUCUGAACUUGACGAAAGGGUAAUACUAACAUUACAUUAUCAUGAUUAUAUUGUUAAGGAAAUGCAAAUGACAGCAGACAUUAUUAUUUUACACAUAUUUUGUAUUAUAUUCAUUCCUUCUUGCAAACUAAUAUGUGAUAUUAAUAAAUUAUAUGUAACAGAAGAGGGACUCACACAUGUAGCAUUUAUAAUAUGUUUCUUGAUAUCUGUAUCAUACAUUAUUAUGUGUGUUAUUGUAUGAAUCAGCGUUGAAGAUGAAAUACAUUGCAUUCUUAAACGCACUGUAAAACAAAAUACAAAUUGAAGAAACUCACAAGUAUCCAGUUUCGAGCAGGUUUAUUAUGUUGUGUUAUUUUGGUAAAUUUAUACGUAGAGCUUUCAAAUUUGUAGCGUGUUAGCAACUAUAUAUUUGGUGGUUUCAUAGCCGUUCUUUACUUUUCGACAACCAUGCUUAUGAUAUCCCUUUGACAUUGAUACUUUAGAAAUAUUGGGUUAGAUGAUAUGUAAUAUAUGCUAUAUGAUAAUAUUUUGUUUCACGUGUUUUCUUAAGCUGGUUCUGUGUCUUUUGUGUUAUUUUCAGGCAAAUGCUUAUUGACAAUGUCUAAUUUUCCCUGAAAAUACUUAAAAAGACACAGAACCAGCUUAAGAAAACACGUGAGGGUUACUGGGGAUUACAAAUAUGGUCAUUUUUGGUCUUCUUCCUAGCGGCAGUAAAAUAUUUGUCACAGAUGAGCGUCGGUUUGGCUGUGCGGGAUGUAUAAAAACGCAGCCACGUCCGAUCAGUACGGGGACGUGUAAAUCCAAUGCCUCCUGUAUAGAGAGUUCCAUAAUGUAAAUAACAAAUAAUUUGUAAGAGUUUUCACUCAUUCUGUUUACUCUGAAAAAAGACGAAUCUAGCGUUCAUGUUCAUGCACGAAAAGGAUGAAAAUAGUGCUAGGAUGUUGAUUACUUAUAACUUAUAACUUAUUAAAAGACCACUGAUAUUUUAUCAGAGUUUCAAUGUAAACAACUUUGGAGGAUAGUAUAGCAUUCAUAGAAAAAUUAUUCAAAAUUUGUUAUGAACUUCUAUAUUAGGUAUUAUCAUUGUUAAUAUUCAUUUCUUUCAAUGUCUUAACCUAACACAAAACUUAUACAUGAUGUGCAUUUACAAGCUAGUUAUGAGUGUUCAUAUAUUCUGCAUUAACAUCGUUCCAUUUCACUGUAUAGUCAAAUGAAAUAUCUUAAAUAAACUGUAUUACUGUAA